Messenger RNA from Cucurbita pepo subsp. pepo (vegetable marrow), 1103 nucleotides. Its product is annotated as UPF0496 protein At3g49070. The record is from RefSeq and is a predicted model, not a curated record. Lineage: Eukaryota; Viridiplantae; Streptophyta; Magnoliopsida; Cucurbitales; Cucurbitaceae.
AUUUUAGUUUCAUAUUUUUCCUCACACUCUCAUGAAGAAAUCAAAGCUCGUUUCUCGUCUCCGAAAAUUCCUUUCAGAUGGUGGGGUACACAUUAGGAGCCGUCCAAUAGGCGUAGACGUGCGGGAGGAGUACGCAAACGCCUUCCGCACGGAAUCAUAUCUAGAUUUCUGGACACGUGUCGUGGCGAUAAAAGACGUAGUAGUGGAGUCCACAACAGCAAGCCGGCUGUCGUCUUACCGGCUAUUCGCCGAACAUUUACUGGACCCAACUGAGCCCACCGUCAAAAGAAUCCUAAAUUGGGCCCAUCUACGGCCCAAUUCCAAAUCCCUUCUCUCAGACUAUUUCUCCCACACAGCCAAUGCCUCUCUCUUGUGUAGCCGUUUACUCAAAGACAUAAACCAUUUACGUCCAGAAAUUGCCAUCCAGUCCUUACAAAACCCAGAAUUUAAUUUCAAACCCCUCUCCAUCCACAACCCAUUUCCAGAAAUAAUCCAAAACGGAUGCGCCAAAUUGCUGAAACAGCUGGAGUUCAACCGCGACAAGGCUCGAACCAAGGUCAAGAGGGUCAGAUAUUUCCAGCAUAGUUCAGCUGGGUUGUUGGUGGCUGUGACCGCGUCGCUUACUGUAAUACUCGUGACUCAUGGAAUUGGUUUAGUGGUUGUUGCUGCUGCACCGGGUCUCGCUGGCCUUGUGGGUGCUGUGAAGUUAGCCAGGGUUAAGGAGAUGGCUCGAGUGCUGGAUGUGGCUGCCAAAGCGACGUACACUUUGAAUAGGGAUUUCGACACGGUUGGUCGGCUGGUGGCUCGGUUGAAUCAGGAGGUGGAGCAUAUGAGGGGGCUGAUGAGGUUCUGGGUUGAGCUAGGGGAAGGUCGUGAUGGACGGCAUGGCGGCGUUGGGGAAGUGGCGCGCCAGUUGCAGCAAUGCCGUCUCAAUUUGGGGCAACAUUUGGAUGAACUUGAGGAGCAUUUGUAUUUGUGUUUUAUGACCAUAAAUCGAGCUAGAAAUCUCGUGCUCAAACAGAUUCUGACUCGGGCUUAAGAAGAAAAUAUUGUCCUUUUUGAAUUUUAUCUUAGAAGUCCAAACCGAAAGAGAUUUCUCCACU